This is a messenger RNA of Sodiomyces alkalinus F11, 583 nucleotides long. RefSeq lists its product as hypothetical. The transcript has a single exon. The coding region runs from base 106 to 489 and encodes 127 amino acids. The record is from RefSeq and is a predicted model, not a curated record. Lineage: Eukaryota; Fungi; Ascomycota; Sordariomycetes; Glomerellales; Plectosphaerellaceae.
GAUGGGCAUACCGGCCACGGACGUCGCCAGAGGUACGCAUGCCCCUCCUAUGUUCCUCCUUUGCAAUGCCGGUGACCGGUUCUCCCGUGUCGCAACGACCGCGGCAUGGUGCUCGUCUAUACUAAUUCCCUUUGCCUUGAUGUAGCUGCCCGUUUCUACAAAACCGUCUUCGACUUCGAAUGGGUUCCAAGUCCAAGAUAUGACGCGUCCGAGCUUCAGAUGUUCGACUUCAGUGGCAAGGGGGUCAACAUCAGUGGAGGGAUCCAAAAGGUCCCCGACGAGACAGGACUGCUGAACGCCGGGCCUGGUGGCGUUUGUAUCCACUGGCUGGUCGAGAGCUUGGAGGAUUCAGCGCGAGCCAUCGAGGGGGCCGGGGGGGAGGUGUUGACGGGCACUAUGAAAGAAGGAGACUUUGGAGUCUACCGGUACUUUAAGGACACGGAGGGCAAUGUUGGGUCAAUGCACCAGAUGGUUACUAAAUCCGCUUAAGGCGGCGGAGGGCUGGGAGGUCUUGUAUUUUGUGUCAGACAAUGAGAAACCAAGCUCCUUUAAUUGAUUCACUAUCCUGUCUGUUAAGCAGGAG